Triticum turgidum subsp. durum (durum wheat) is the source of this 1506-nucleotide messenger RNA. NCBI's taxonomy places the organism in Eukaryota, Viridiplantae, Streptophyta, Magnoliopsida, Poales, Poaceae. The record is from the annotation of a GenBank genome assembly.
AUGGGUUCUGUCAGUCUCUUCUUCCUCGUACUUGCAACUGCAGCACCGUUGUUCUCCGCGGCACAAGGCUCUGGCUAUCCGACAGCCAACCUCUCGACGAUGUGGAUCAACAACGACGCCUCCCUCCCGCACAUCCACUAUGAAGGAGGUUUAGCUGUGCGCCCCAUCCUCCUCCGUUCACAAAGUAAAUACUAUAGCCAGUCCUUCGCCACAGGAUUUUUCUGUGCCCCACCUUGUGACAUGUUCUACUUUGGUGUGUUCAUUGUCAAAACCGACCCCGACACCCGUAUCAUUGGUGGGAAUCCGCCCGUGGUCUGGUCGGCCAACCGUGCUCGUCCUGUUAGGGAGAAUGCCACCGUUGAGCUGACUUCAGAUGGAGAAUUGGUCCUUCGUGAUGCUGAUGGUAGCCUGGUCUGGUCGGCCGGUAGCUCGGGGCGGUCGGUAGCUGGCAUGGUGAUCACCAACAUUGGCAAUCUGGUGCUAUUUGAUUUGAUGAAUGCAACUAUAUGGCAGUCAUUUGAUCAUCCUACCGACGUGUUGGUCCCAGGACAGUCACUUCGGGAGGGCAUGAGGCUCACAGCAAGUACAUCUGCAACAAAUUUGACAGAGUCUCAGCUGCAUGCCAUUGUACGCUCGGAUGGUUUGUAUGCUUAUGUUGCAUCUGCACCACCACAAUUCUACUAUAUGCUGACAUCAAAUGAAGAUAAGACGGGAAAUGAAACAACAAAAGUUACAUUCAUGAAUAGCAGCCUCUGCAUCUUUCUCAACUCAACAUUUAAAGAUCCGAAUAGCAAAUCAUGGCCAACAACUAGGUCCACACAGUUCAUAAGACUAGAAUAUGAUGGUCACCUGAGGAUGCAUGAAUGGGAUAUGGCAGAAGAAACUUGGCCUGUUGUGGAGGAGGUAAUAAAGCCAGACAAUGGUGAUUGUGGUUUCCCAACUGUGUGCGGGGAGUACGGAAUAUGCGCAGGCAGGAAGUGCACCUGUCCCCUUCAGGAUAAUAAUAGUUCAGGCUACUUCAAGCCGAUUGGUGAUCCCAAGGACAGUCUUGGUUGCACACCCUUGACCCCAAUCUCUUGUCAAGAAAUGCAACGCCAUCAGCUCAUAACCCUCGACGAAGUUUCUUACUUCGAUGUAAACUACCCCGUUGAGAGUGCAACCACCCCAGAUCAUUGUAAACAAGCCUGCUUGAAAAACUGCUCCUGCAGGGCCGUCAACUUCAGACAAUACUUUGAACAGACUGGAACCGACGGCCAUUGCUUCUGGGUAACCAAGGUCUUCUCCUUGCAAUCAAUAAAACUUGAAUCUGUUAAUUACAAGAGCUCAGUUUUCAUCAAGGUGCAGCUUGGCCCUUCCAAGUCAGCUGCUGCUUCUGCUCGUUCCGCAAACAACAGCAACCUCAUUUUGGGCACUACAAUUCCAGCUAUUAUUAUUGUUGUAUUACUUGCUAUUGCUGUCACCCUUUAUCUACAAAAGAAGGAGAGCAUAUUAUGCCAAGAAAGAUGA